AUGAAAAUCCAGAUGGUGCACGAUUUCUGGGACCUCCCUUAAUAGGCCUACUAGUGCAUGACACAACUGUGAUUGCCACAACUUCUGUAGAUUUAUUUUCACUUAAGAAUGAUACUUUCAAGAAAUAUGAAGUGAGUGAGUGCUUGGGGUUUAAUAUGAUGCUCCAUAGUAUUUCAGGAAUCCAUAGUAUUUCAUGAAAAUGGAAAAUGAGAAUUGGUAAAAACAUGGUAUUAACAAUGAGAUCAGAGGUUCAUCCAUUACCACUUGAUUCAGCAGUUUGGGGAUGGCUGUGGGAUUUGUAGGUGUACACAUAUGGGAAAAAGGUUCUGAGAAGGGCAUGAAUCAUUAAUACACCGAUCCAUUUUCGCCGCGUAGGCCACGCCUCCCUUGCCGACGCCAUAGCAACGCCCAAGGUCGGACAUAAAAUGUAAACAUGGCGGCCGGUUCAAAUUUCAACUUGCUGCCUCAGGAAAUUUCUACCGAUUAUUUUGGCGAUGCCAACGUUUUAACCAAGCGUGCAAAAGAGAGGGGGUAUAAUUUUUUCGUUAAUGGUUACGUUCAUGCGCUCAAAGUGAACAGUUCCAGUAAAAAUAUUGUCGAUAUCAGUGCUAAAUGCUAUCGUUCUAUGAGGAAAAGCGAGCAACCUCAUCGAAUUGACAUGACGAUUCAUACCCAGGAGAGAAGAAUCACGGACAGUCAUUGUUCAUGUAAAGCUGGAAUAACUGGGUUAUGUUCUCAUGCUGUUAGCGUCGUCUACACAGUUGGCCACUAUAAACGUUUGGGACUGAAAGAUAUCCCUUCACAGCUGGCUUGUACCAGUUUGCCUCAACAGUGGCACAAACCGCGGGGCCCAAAGAUCAAUGCCGAGCCCGUAGCUGCAAUAGUUUUCGCUAAACCAAGGCCAACACCUCGCCGAAAAAGGCCAGUGUGUUGUUCUACACCAACACUUAGGAUCCCAGAAUUGAAGGAAGAUGACAUAAAGAAGUUGAAAGUAGACAAGUCCACACCAUUAUCAUAUUUACUGCAAGAUGAACUGCACACAGAAAAAACAGAGUAUGGAAUUGUGCAGAAGGGUUCAAUGUUACCUUUACAGCUGCCUGAUUCUUGCAACCAUGGAGAACACAUCCAACUCAGGAUAGACUGAAAUAGUAAAUAGUGAACAGGAUUGAUUAACUGACUGGGAAGUAAUGCCAUUAAAUAGCUACUGGAAAAUUUCUCACAACAACGAAACUCAGUUUGGAAUGAGAUGGAUAUUCCCCGUUUCCAGAGUAUGGAGUUAUCUUUCCUUUAGACCCGGUAUCUGCCUUCUGUCGUGUCCCACAGUGACCACAUACUAAGCAUACCAUCUUUCAACUGUCUGGCUUUACAACAUGAAAUAGGGAGUAUUCACCCACUACAAGGGAAGUAAAGUAACUUGCUACUAAUGGCAAGUGGUGUUGUGUAUCUAGAUUAAGUAAACUGUGCCAAAGUUCCUAUAAGCCUCAAUAAAUUUUAGCUGGACACUUAACUGUGUGAAUAUUCAGAGUUAAUGACACACUAAUGAAAUACUCUUGGUUAUUGUUUACAUAAUGAUAAAUAUUGUUCAUAUCAACCUACUGUGAUUGCUUAUAAUAAAAUAUUAA
Molecule: messenger RNA, 1622 nt
Organism: Liolophura sinensis
Lineage: Eukaryota; Metazoa; Mollusca; Polyplacophora; Chitonida; Chitonidae
Exons: 4
Coding region: 434-1144 (236 amino acids)
Molecular function (GO): zinc ion binding
Source: RefSeq, a predicted model, not a curated record